GAUACAGAGUUCUACAUGCGGACCUUCGGUCAUGUGCGCCCAGAGCCCCCUGGCCAGGCCAGGCUUGCCGCAGUGAAUGCCAACCCCUCCGGGUUUCUUGCCACCCACGGCCAAGUGGAGCCUCCACCACCCUCCUCCCCAGAGACCCUCGCUUUGCCCCCCCGGAUCCAAUCCCAGAAAAAGAGGAAGCGGCGCAUGUAUAAGGUGCCUACCUCUGGGACCUCGGACCGGGAGCCUCCGUUGCCCAGGUUACCGGGGCCCCGGACCCCAGGCCGUCACUCCAGCUCGUCGUCGGAUUCCGCGGACGCCAGCCCUGUACACACCUCUGGGCCUGCGGCUGCCUACCACUCGGCGUCAGCCGAGUCCAUGGACGAGAUUCCGGUGGCUCAGACGCGCCUAGGCAGCGCCGCUCUGGCCGCCGGAGUGGUCAGGGACCGAGGGUCUGGACUGGCGCUGCAGGCGCUUGCGUCAGCCGCUUUCGUGAGCCGGAGCAGCGGCAAGCCCGGGGCUCGGGGCAGCCCGGAGGCUUGUCUGGUGUAGCUGGGCAGAGAAUUAGGAUGGCAGAGGAGCGGCGGCACCGACUCUCUAUGCAACAACCCCACCCCGCCGCAACGAGUGCACUUUAGGGAUCCCUAGGGCCGGCAGGAUCGGCCUCCUCCCCCACGACUCAGUAAUACCCGUCCCACCAGCGAUGAUGCUCCAAUAAACUUUUUUUAUGCUUUUGCUGCCUUAGUGCAUACUCCCUUAAUGACAAGGGCCACGGGCCCUCCUGGAGCUGGACCACUGACAACCUAGGGGCAGUGAGUGACCUCCCAGAUUGUCAUUUGGAGAUACACAAAGACCUGAAAUGCUCAAGUAUGGGGCUCCUGAUUGGGAAAAGUCCUGGAAGGAUGCCUGGCGGUUAUUUUUCGUGAAGGUUUGCACUUGAGAGAAGGGGAAAAGCUGUCUUUGGGCUCUGGAGGCAGCAGCGAGAGCAGAGACUUUUAGGCUAAUAACAGGAUGGGGUGGGGAAUAAAUGAAGGCUGCGGAUCGAGAGGUCCAGGAGCUUUUCCCUGGAAGCAGAAUCAAUGUCGGUGUACCAGGAUUUUGAGGCCGGCACUCAUGAUUCGUUCAUUGUCUCCUCCUGCCCCCAGUGAUCUGGAGUUGUGGCGUGGGAUGUCACACGUUCAUUGGAAAGCUGUGGUCUUGAGUCAGCUCUAGACUCCACUAUCACUAAGUCAAAGGACCUUUCCUGCUCUGCACCGACACCAACCCCCUCCCUCCACCCCCGAAAAAAAAAAGUCUUCUAUUGCAGCUCUGGGAAGCAUGAUAUUCCCUGGAGGUGGGGACCAGCUUUGAACUUUGGGCAGAGUCCAGAACUACAGAAAUCUCGUCCCCCGGCUGGGUUGCGAAGGCCACUGAGCUGCAUCCAGAGCAGCGGGAUGAGACUAUCGCAGCAGCUCCGCCCCCGCAGAGCGGAGAGGGCGGGGUCGGGUGGGUGGAGCCAGCCUGACCUUGGUCACACUCCUGCCAGACAGCCCCGGGGGUGGGACUCACCGUCUCCAUGGAGACCGAGAAACAAGGGAUAAUACGGCGGAACCGCCCGGGCUGCAGUCCCGCCCCAGAGCCGGCAGGGAGCAGAGCUGCGGAGCCGCCCAGUCCCUCUGUCCAUUGUUGUGUCCUUCUGUCCAUCGAACGCCCGCUGCAGGAGCAGCCACGAGGUAGAAGCCGGGUGGCAUGGCAGCAAGCACAGAUGUGGCUGGGCUGGAGGAAAGCUUCCGCAAGUUUGCCAUCCAUGGUGACCCCAAGGCCAGUGGGCAAGAGAUGAAUGGCAAGAACUGGGCCAAGCUGUGCAAGGACUGCAAGGUGGCUGACGGAAAAGCUGUGACAGGGACCGAUGUCGACAUUGUCUUCUCCAAAGUCAAGGGGAAGUCUGCUCGGGUCAUCAACUAUGAGGAGUUCAAGAAAGCCCUAGAAGAGCUGGCACCCAAGCGAUUCAAGGGGAAGAGCAAGGAGGAGGCCUUCGAUGCCAUCUGUCAGCUGGUGGCAGGCAAGGAACCAGCCAAUGUGGGCGUCACUAAAGCAAAAACAGGGGGUGCUGUGGAACGGCUGACCGACACCAGCAAGUACACAGGAUCCCACAAGGAACGCUUUGAUGAGAGCGGAAAGGGCAAGGGCAUUGCUGGGCGGCAAGACAUCCUGGAUGACAGUGGCUAUGUGAGUGCUUACAAGAAUGCAGGCACCUAUGAUGCCAAGGUGAAGAAGUGAGGCCUGGGAAGGCCCCCCCGCUGCACCCCAGUGUGACUGCUCCUGCCAGAGGUUAGGCCUGGUCUUAAGGGGCAUGUGGAGCAGAAAGCCCGGUCCCCUCCUUGCUGGACCUGCCAACUAGCGCUUCCUGCUCAGCCCCACGGGGCCAGCCGAUGAGGCCUCUGAUCCAGACUGCUCUGUGUUCCCUUCCCCUCCUCUCCUCAACUUCUGUCUGUCUGGGGAGAGUCUGUGUCUAUAGCCUCCCCACCCCAACCUAGCCCCGGGCAUGGCUAACCCCUGCCUGCUUGCCUCAUAUUUAAGCUGCUGCUCUGGCCAAGUGCCUAAUUCCUACCCAGACCUCAAUAAAGACACCUUUUAUACCAAUA
Sus scrofa (pig) is the source of this 2612-nucleotide messenger RNA. Lineage: Eukaryota; Metazoa; Chordata; Mammalia; Artiodactyla; Suidae. The record is from RefSeq and is a predicted model, not a curated record.